CUGAUUUAGGAGCUAAGUUGCUUCCAAAAUUGCAUAGAGUACAGAAAUUAAAAACCGACGUUAUAGAAAAAAAUGUUUAGAAAAUCAUUAUUAUAAUUAAGAUAUAAUUGUGUUAAUCAUAUAAAUUUUCUAUUAAUUUUUUUAGAACUACACAGUAUUAAUAGAUUUUAAAUUCAGUAAUUCAAUAUCAAAGGAAAACAAUGUCACUAUUUAAUAAACCGAAGAGAAAUAUACGCCGACGGUCAUUCAAUGAGGAAUGUGAGGACAAUGAAAAUAGAGUGGAACCUGAAGAUGUCCAGACUAUUAAAGCAAGACCGAGGAAAAAAGAGAAGCCCAAACAAACGCUCCUGAGUUUUGGAGAGGAGCUAGAUGAAGCUGACGAUGGGGAGGUUUUUAAGGUGCGGAAGUCAUCGAGGAGCAAAAAACUGAUGAAACAACUUGAUCACGAAAGGAGAAAAAAGAAAGGUGAAGAGAAAAUGCAAGUGGACUCUGAGCAAGCGAACAUGUCGAUUAAGCGCGACAAAGAUUUAGAAAUAAAGACAGAUGAUCUAGUAGUUAAGAUAAAAAAUACUGGACCACUUAUUUUGAAUGGACGUGCUGCAUUAGUUGCUGGCAAAGAUGAUUAUUCUUCCGAUGAAGAAGAAUCUACGAGUCAUUCAUUUAGAAAAACUUCAUCAAAAGCUGAUCCUAUGAAACUCUUUUUAGAAAGUGGUUGUAUUCCUGAUGCUGCAAUGAUUCAUGCAGCAAGAAAGAAAAGACAAAAAGCAAGAGAAUUGGGCACUGAUUUCAUACCUAUUGAAGAAAUAACUGAGGAUAAAGGAAAGUCAAGAUUAAUUCGUGAAGAUGAUCAUGAUCGUAGUGAUGAUGAUGAAUCCCAAGACAGAAUAGAUAUGUCUAUUAAUACAGAAGCUCGUGAUAAGGAGAAAAGAAGAGAAGCCUUUCUAGCAUCACAAGUUCCAAUAAAACGUUCGUCUUUAAACGUUUUUAAUUACAGCUUAGAAUAUAGAUUAAAAAAUUCUAUAAAUCUUGCAGUGUCUGAUGACGAGAGCGAACACGGUAAUGAAGAAGAAGAGUGGGAGGCACAGCAAAUUCGAAAAGGAGUGACUGGCGCUCAAAUUGCAGCCGCACAGCAAGAUUCAAUUAUGCAACAACAGUACACAAUGGGCAUGAAUAGCGGGCAAUUAGUUGGAGGCACAGGAGUACCUUUAGAAAUGGUAUUAAUGCCAGCUCCACCACCACCACCCUGUAUUCAACCUCCAGAUCCAACUAAAAUAGUGGCGAUAUCGCCUCAAGAAAUAAUUGAAAAAAUGCGUACAAGAGUAUCGAGUUUAAUUCAGGUCCAUCGAAAGUACCAACAGGAUCACGUUCAAUUGGAAGAUGAGCUAAAGCAGACAUUGAAAGAAUUGGAUGAAGGAGGAUUGCGUGCACCUCAACUAGCUCAGCGCUUCAGAUAUUACCAAGAGUUACGUGGGUAUGUCACUGACUUGGUAGAGUGUCUUGAUGAGAAGCUGCCAAUGGUUAUUGGAUUGGAGAAACGAUGGCUUGAUUUAUAUGGAGAAAGAGCAUCAGAACUUAUGGAGCGACGACGUCAGGAUACUCGAGAUCAAGCUGAAGAAAUCUCUUCUGCAGCCAGAGGACAAACAGCACGUAGAGGACCAGAAGAUGAUGCUCGAGUUCGUCGAGCAACUGAACGAGAAGGAAGAAGAGCAAGGCGUAGAAGAGCUCGUGAACUUAUUUCUAAUAUUCCAAAACAUAUCGACGGCAUGUCUAGUGAUGAUGAAGUAACAGAGCAACAAAAUCUUGCCUUCAAACAGGCGAAAGAGGAAAUUGACGACGAAAGUAAAGAAGUCUUUUCUGAUGUUAUGGAUGAUUUUUGUACAAUCAGAGGAAUUUUAUCAAAACUUGAAUCAUGGAGAGAAACUGACAUGGAAGCUUAUACAGAGGCCUACGUUUCUUUAUGUAUCCCAAAAAUUAUUUCUCCUAUCGUACGAUUACACCUCAUUACGUGGAAUCCUUUAAUGGAAAGUACUGAUUUAGAACGUACUAAAUGGUAUAAUUCAUUAUUACUAUAUGCAUUAGAUCAAAAAGAAAGUGAAGAAUCGCUCAAAAGUGAUCCAGAUGUUAGAUUAAUACCUUUAGCCAUGGAAAAAGUUGUCAUUCCUAAACUUACCUUAAUCGUUGAAAAAAUAUGGGAUCCAAUGUCUACAUCUCAAACACUAAGACUUGUUGGAACUGUCCGUCGACUAGUGAUGGAUUAUCCAAAUCUUAAUGAAACUAGUAAACCAUUACAGUCACUUUUUAAUGCCAUUCUAGAUAAAAUUAAAUCUGCCGUUGAGAAUGAUGUGUUCAUACCCAUUUUUCCUAAACAAAUUUUAGAUCCAAAACAUAUAUUCUUUCAAAGACAAUUUACAAUGGCUGUAAAACUACUUCGAAAUUUACUGAGUUGGCAGGGUUUACUUGGAGAUGCACAAUUGAAAAAUCUAGCCCUUAGUUCUCUUCUUAAUCGUUAUCUACUGGCAGGCUUGAGAGUAUCACCUCCAAUAGAUGCUUUAAGCAAGGCCAAUGUCAUAAUGAGUACUUUACCUCGUGCAUGGCUUCAAGGAGGUACAAUAGAACACUUAAGAAUGUUUGCAACCCUUAUUCAGCAGCUCAGCGACCAAUUAGAUCAGGCUAAUCCAGCUCAUAAUGAAGCGUGGGAAUAUUCCAGAUCGAUUUUAAAAACAAUAAAACCACUAUAAGUAAUUUAUAGUUAUUAUUAAGUUUAUUCAAUAAAAAAAAUAAUAAAAUAGUAAUAAAAAAUAUAAUCAUGAAAUUAAAAAAAUAGUUUAAGUA
Molecule: messenger RNA, 2832 nt
Organism: Chelonus insularis
Lineage: Eukaryota; Metazoa; Arthropoda; Insecta; Hymenoptera; Braconidae
Product: PAX3- and PAX7-binding protein 1
Exons: 16
Coding region: 201-2738 (845 amino acids)
Biological process (GO): spliceosomal complex disassembly; mRNA splicing, via spliceosome
Cellular component (GO): U2-type post-mRNA release spliceosomal complex; nucleus
Molecular function (GO): DNA binding
Source: RefSeq, a predicted model, not a curated record